CAAUAAUAAUGCAUAUAUAAAUGUUCCGCGGUAAGCCGAGGCGUUAGUCAAUACAACAUAUCAAAAAGGAAAAGGUCGGGCCUGUGACCAUUUACCUUUCACCCUUGACAUUUACAACCUCCAUGACGUUAAUCUUGUCUUGGUUUCUUUUAAUUCCUCUUGUCUUCACUUAUUGCCCUAUUUAAGUCAUACUACCAUACCAGUCUUAUCAUUGGUGAUUUAUUCAACAGCGUCAACAUGGUACUUCGGCUAGGUACAGUUAGAUCUGCUGCUAAGAUCUCCCCCCUUCACGCGGGCCCUCGAGCUUUCGUGUCGUCUCGAUACUUCUCUAUACAGUCAGCUCAAAGACAAGAAGUUCGUGAUGCAUACAUAUUAAGUGCAUCGAGGACCCCGACUGGAAAGUUUAAUGGUGCUUUCUUGACGGUGUCUGCGCCACAGCUCGCCUCCGUUGCUAUCAAGUCAGCCCUAGAAAAGUCCAAAGUCCCAGUUAAGAAAAUAACCGAUGUCUAUUUGGGAAAUGUUUUACAAGCCUCCGUUGGCCAAGCUCCUGCUAGACAGGCGGUCAUUUUCGCCGGCCUUCCCAAGAGCGUCGAGGCCGUUACCAUUAACAAGGUCUGUGCCUCGGGCUUAAAGGCUGUAAUCUUUGCAGCCCAAAACAUUCAGCUUGGCCUAAGUGAGGCACAAAUAGCUGGUGGUAUGGAGAACAUGUCGCAAGUCCCAUACUACGUUCGUCGUCCAAGUGCCUUCCCUCCAUUCGGCCACGUUAAGAUGGAAGAUGGCAUUCUCAAGGACGGGCUAACAGAUGUAUAUGACCAAUUUCAUAUGGGGAUCUGCGCCGAAAAAACCGCCGAGAAGUACGGAAUUACUCGGGAGGCACAAGACGAGUAUGCUAUUCAGUCGUACCAGCGAGCGCAAGCUGCGUGGGAUAUCAACGCGUUUGCCGAUGAAAUCGUGCCCGUGGCUGUAAAAGGUCGGCGAGGCGACACUAUCGUUGACACUGACGAGGGAUACUCAGACGUCAACUUUGAAAAAAUUCCCACGCUAAAGCCAGCUUUCAUUCGUGAUGGCACUGGUACGGUCACAGCAGCGAGUUCCUCUACACUUAACGAUGGUGCUAGUGCGCUGGUUCUGGGAAGUAAGGAGAUCGCAGAGAAUUUUGGAGGUGUUUCUAGGGUCCUCUCGAGGAUAUGCGGCUAUGCCGACGCUGCUGUCGACCCAGUAGACUUUCCCAUCGCUCCAGCCCAGGCAGUACCAAUAGCAUUGAAGCGCGCAGGCAUCACAAAAGACCAAGUUGCGGUCUGGGAAUUCAAUGAGGCUUUUGCUGCAGUCAUCAAAGCCAACGAACAGAUCCUUGGUCUCGAAGGGGCGAGAGUCAACCCUCUAGGUGGUGCGAUUUCUUUAGGGCACGCACUAGGGAGCUCGGGAUCCCGAAUUCUCACAACAUUGCUACAUCAGCUCCAGCCAGGGGAGUAUGGUGUUGCCGCUAUCUGCAACGGGGGCGGUGCGGCUACCGCUAUAGUCGUUCAACGAGUCAACUCUGUAUCAUAAGGAUUCAACAAUUUGAAAAUAGCCAUAUUACGACCAAUAAUUCAACAUAUGAUAAUGUGACUUUGUGGUUUUCAAAAUAUGAUGAUAUUUAUCUAGUAUCCAUCUGGAGGAUGUUAUAGUGCAUUUCACAUGCAAAAACAACUUUAUGUAACAAUGAGGGUUAUACUACUAGUAGUAUUUAUAGAAUUGAGGGGGGGAAUUUAAAAUGGGGCCUCUCUUAAAUAGAUAUAUUAUGAAUAAAGUGCCAGGUACCAUGCUACCUAGUAGCGAA
This is a messenger RNA of Hypoxylon fragiforme, 1819 nucleotides long. RefSeq names its product thiolase. The record is from RefSeq and is a predicted model, not a curated record. The transcript has 3 exons. Gene Ontology annotation, molecular function: acetyl-CoA C-acetyltransferase activity. The coding region runs from base 238 to 1548 and encodes 436 amino acids. NCBI's taxonomy places the organism in Eukaryota, Fungi, Ascomycota, Sordariomycetes, Xylariales, Hypoxylaceae. Gene Ontology annotation, biological process: fatty acid beta-oxidation.